AUGGCUGCUCAGGCUAGUGAGGAGCUGGAUAAGCUCAAAUUGAACGGCCAGAAUGGUCAUGCUCAAGAGCAAGUAAACGCUGCAGAUGAUGCUGCCGACAACGACGAUUCGGAGGAUGAUGAGAAGGAAGAGGAAGGUGGUGAGGGUGCUGCUACUGGAGCGGCAAAGAAAAAGAAGAAGCGCAAGCCUAAGAAGAAGAAGAAGGGCGGCGCCAAAAAACAGUCCUCUCCGCCUCGAGUCCCCAUCUCCGAACUAUUCCCCAACAAUUCAUACCCCGAGGGUGAAAUCGUCGAGUACAAAGAUGAGAACAACUACCGUACCACAAACGAAGAAAAGCGCUAUCUCGACCGCAUGAACAAUGAUUUCUUACAGGAAUAUCGCCAUGGAGCCGAAGUACACCGACAAGUCCGCCAAUACGCACAAAAGAAUAUCAAGCCCGGUCAGACCUUGACCGAGAUCGCCGAGGGUAUUGAAGAUUCGGUUCGUGCUUUGACGGGCCAUCAGGGUCUAGAGGAAGGAGAUAAUAUAAAGGGAGGAAUGGGCUUUCCCUGUGGUCUUAGUAUCAAUCACUGCGCCGCUCAUUAUACACCUAAUGCGGGCAACAAGAUGGUUCUGCAGCAGGGUGAUGUCAUGAAGGUUGAUUUCGGUGCUCAUAUCAAUGGUCGGAUUGUGGAUAGUGCUUUCACGAUGACUUUUGACCCGGUUUAUGAUAAUCUUCUGGCUGCUGUAAAGGAUGCCACCAACACCGGUAUCCGGGAAGCCGGUAUCGAUGUCCGCAUGAGCGACAUUGGAGCAGCCAUCCAAGAGGCCAUGGAGAGCUAUGAAGUCGAGAUUAACGGAACCACUUAUCCCGUCAAGGCAAUCCGUAACUUGAACGGGCAUAACAUCGAUCAACACGUGAUCCACGGUGGCAAGAGUGUACCCAUCGUCAAGGGCGGAGAUCAAACCAAGAUGGAGGAAGGCGAAGUCUUUGCUAUCGAGACUUUCGGAAGUACCGGAAAGGGUUAUGUGCGAGAUGAUAUGGAAACAUCGCAUUAUGCUAAAGUUCCAAACGCUGCGAAUGUGUCACUCCGCUUGUCCUCGGCAAAGAAUUUGUUGAAUGUCAUUAACAAGAACUUUGGCACUUUGCCAUUCUGUCGUCGAUAUCUUGAUCGACUUGGUCAAGACAAGUAUCUUCUUGGAUUGAAUAACCUGGUAUCUUCUGGGAUAGUCCAGGACUAUCCACCAUUGUGCGAUAUCAAGGGCUCGUAUACUGCCCAAUAUGAACAUACCAUCGUUCUCCGGCCCACGGUGAAAGAAAUUAUAAGUCGUGGCGACGACUAUUGA
Molecule: messenger RNA, 1326 nt
Organism: Talaromyces amestolkiae
Lineage: Eukaryota; Fungi; Ascomycota; Eurotiomycetes; Eurotiales; Trichocomaceae
Exons: 7
Coding region: 1-1326 (441 amino acids)
Biological process (GO): proteolysis
Molecular function (GO): metalloaminopeptidase activity
Source: RefSeq, a predicted model, not a curated record